UACCUUAGUCUUUCAGAUCCGUCCGAACGUACCGAAGUGAAAUAUGAAAUUUAGUUUGGUGUUAGUGCUGGCCCUGGCAGCCCUCGUGGCCGCUGACGAUGUGAUCAAUUGGCACAAGCUCCGUCCGGCAUGGCGUAUGCCACGUUACUGGAAGCGCCUUCCAAAGGAGCUCAUGAAGCAGAUGGUUAGCGAGAUCAAGGAUCUGCCGAAACAACGCCCGGAUGGUAGAAUCGUUGGAGGAUACGUUGCCACACCCGGUCAGUUCCCAUAUCAGAUUGUGAUGAUUGCCAACUUCCCCGAGGGUGGUGCUCUUUGCGGUGGUUCCGUUCUGUCGCAGAACUUUAUCCUUACUGCUGCCCACUGCGUUGAUCAGGCUAGCGGUGGUACUAUCAUCCUCGGUGCUCAAGAUCGUACCAAUGCUAACGAACCCGGUCAGGUCCGCAUCCCAUUCACGGCCGCCGGAGUGUACUACCACGAAAGCUGGGAUCCAUCGUUGAUCCGCUACGAUAUCGCCACCGUUCGCAUGUCCACCCCGGUUCAGUUCAGCGACCGUAUCCAGCCUGUGUCUUUGCCAACUUGGAGUGAUGUUGAGAACGACUUCGCCGGUGUGACUGGUACCGUUUCCGGUUUCGGACGCUUCUCUGAUGAUGUCAACGCUGCCUCGGAUGUGCUACGGUAUGUGACCAAUCUUAUUCAGACCAACACGGCCUGCAACAUCCGAUUCCUGGGACUGAUUCAACCGGAAAACAUCUGUCUGGCCGGUGAAAAUGGACGUGGUGCCUGCAGCGGUGACUCCGGUGGCCCAAUGACCAUUAGCCGUGAUGGAAAGACUGUCCAGGUUGGUGUCGUUUCGUUCGGUUUGGCUCUGGGGUGCGAACUCAACUGGCCAUCCGUGUUUGCCCGGACGUCCUCGUUCCUGCAAUGGAUCCAGGCCCACUCCGAUGUGAUCAUUGAAGCUUAAUUGUGAUUUUUAUUUGUUUGUUUAAUAAACAUCUAUUACGUUAUGAGACGCACAA
Ochlerotatus camptorhynchus is the source of this 1016-nucleotide messenger RNA. RefSeq names its product brachyurin-like. The coding region runs from base 44 to 961 and encodes 305 amino acids. Lineage: Eukaryota; Metazoa; Arthropoda; Insecta; Diptera; Culicidae. Gene Ontology annotation, molecular function: serine-type endopeptidase activity. The transcript has 2 exons. Gene Ontology annotation, biological process: proteolysis. The record is from RefSeq and is a predicted model, not a curated record.